UAGAGUGAUUCGGUACCAAAGUUAAUCGGCUACAAACAUCAAGACAUAACCUUACAUAAUCUAAAAAUGUUAAUAAACAAAAACACACAAAUUAUCGGCUGCCGGACAAUUUUAGUGCCUUACAAAGCCGAACAUGUCUCAAAGUAUCACAGUUGGAUGCAAUCUGAAGAACUCCAAAAGCUGACGGCUUCGGAGCCCCUUACUUUAGAGGAGGAAUACGACAUGCAAAAGUCCUGGAUGAUGGACGAAGACAAAUGUACAUUCAUAAUUCUUGAUAAAGAGAAAUACAACAGUUGUGGAAACGAAAUUGAGUCAAUGAUUGGCGACACAAAUCUGUUUUUUGCAAACGCUGACGACAGGAUUUGUGCAGAGGCUGAAAUUAUGAUUGCAGAACAAUGGGCUAGAGGUAGGAAAUGCGGUUCUGAAGCCAUGCUACUCAUGUUUCUCUACGGAAUUGAAACACUCGGUGUAAAAGAAUUUGUUGUAAAAAUUUCAGACGAUAAUGAUGUUAGCAUCCACAUGUUCAAAAGUUGCGGGUUUAUUGAAACUGGUCGUAGCGAGAUUUUUAAAGAAAUUACUUUCAGUAAAAUAGUUGAUGAGACGUGGAUAGCGUGGCUUAAAAGUACAGUUGGCGAUUAUGAGGUGGUUGAAAAUAAAACAUAAUUUUUUUGUUCAUGCUUUAAA
Tribolium castaneum (red flour beetle) is the source of this 684-nucleotide messenger RNA. It is a transcript of the gene Mnat9, whose product is annotated as microtubule-associated Nat9. The transcript is spliced from 4 exons. The record is from RefSeq and is a predicted model, not a curated record. Gene Ontology annotation, molecular function: N-acetyltransferase activity. NCBI's taxonomy places the organism in Eukaryota, Metazoa, Arthropoda, Insecta, Coleoptera, Tenebrionidae. Bases 67 to 663 code for a protein of 198 amino acids.